UUUAUAUGUACUAAAUGUGUCACAUAACAUGUCUGUCUGACAAAUCUAGUCUCAAUAAUAUAAGACCUCUUUACUUUCUAAUUUAAUUAACCCAAUAUCUCUCUUAGAUGAAGUUACACGGGUAUAGAUUUGCAUGCAAGUCUACAUUUGGUUCUCUUUGUCGUUAGUUAUUUUUUGUUUCAAUAAUGUACUUGAAUACACACUAGUGCUGUCAAGUUUAAACAGUACAAUAUGGUAUUUGGAAGAGAGAUUCUAGAUUUAUUUUGAAUCUGUUAUUCAGUUAGGGAAGAGGUGUGUAUCUUGCUAUAGAAGAGCUAGUGGUACUUCUUGGGUACCUUUGACCUUCUCAUGUCUUACUCUGAACGCCCAUCAUCCUAUUCUCUUUUUCUAGGCUCUUCAAAUCAAAGGUAGUCGUUUGCUGGGUUGCUGAGCAUAUUUUUUGUUCAUUCAAGAGAAUUUGAGUAAAUGUCUUGUUUGUUUUCAUGCUUCUAUUGAACUCCACGAGUACUACCCGCUUGUUGUCGUCUUUAAUGCACCAAGCUGACCAAAUUUGUGGAAGUGAAAGAAGAUACUCUUAGCUAUUGUUGAAAUUUUUUUUUCUGAUUCUGCCUGAUAAGAUACUGAUAUAGUUUUCUUGUGGCAGUAAACCUUAAGAUAUUUAUUCUACUUUAUAGUGUAAGCAUUUCAAAUGUUAGUUUUUUGAAUGAGGGCCUGAGUUAAGCGCUAGUUUUACUCUUGAUGACCUUAGCAUCAACUAGAUUUAGAUUGUUUUUCUUAUUGUGCAGGUUCAGUUCUCACUUCUGAUCUGAUGGUGUUUACUGUUGGUCACAUUGUUGAUUUUGAACUGAAGGAUGAAUAGAUGUCAAGUCCAUGUUUGUAGGCGCAUUGUGGUUAUUGGUUAAACCCUGUGUUCUCUUCAAAAUAGAGUAGCUCAGUCUGCUGUUUUGCAGUUAUAUAAGUUGUCUCUUUCGGGGAGAGCAAAGUAUAUGAUGUCUCUAUCUACUCACGGUCAAUUAUCCUCAGUUUGGGGAGCCGCCUUUAUUGUUUUCCACUGCAUCAUGUCCUAGCAUUCUAAUAGGAUGUUGCCGUUGAUAGCCUUGUUUCAUUUGUGAAACCAGGGUAGGUCCUGCAGAGAAUGGUGCUUUCUUUUAGCAUGCUGAAAGUAUGCCUCUUGAUGGAGUGCAUUUUGCGUCUCAACGGAACCCUGCACCAAUGUCAAAUGCAUUUAUUUCCUCAAGCCACAGUGUUGAAGUGUCAUAUUAUCAGCCAGAUGCUGCAGGCCCAUCUCAUGAUCCUUUUCUGCAUUCAUCAACAGUGGGAACCUUUUGUGCAGUUCCAGAAAAUCAUGCACAUGCUUCGUCUUCCAAUUAUGACAGACAGACGAUUAAUGGCGUUGAGGGUGACCUUUUUUAUCUUACAAUGGGCAAUGGAAGGGGGCCCCACAAGCGAAAAAGCCCUGGAGUCCCCUCUUCAUGUGAAGGGGGCAGUACAAGCAGGUAUUAUGGUGCUGGAAGUUCAUCGGAUCCCUCUGUGCCUUCCGAGUUGCGGCUGGAGAAACCAAAUUUAGAUCCUCAAUAUAUGGUCUGGGAAUGCAUUACUAUGACCCCUGGCCAUCGAGGCAAUCUCUCAAUUGGGCCUGAGAGUUCUAUCAGGAAUGUUAGAAGCAGGCCUGCACUUGAUCUAGAAAUCAACCUGUCUAGGACCCAUUUAUCUAACAAUUCUUCCCAUAAUUCCUAUCAUGCAGGUCACCCUUUUGACCAUUCCAGCUCAGUGGAUUUCUCAAGUCAAAGUUCUAGCGCUAUGACACAUAACUGGAGCCAUACCAGAACAUCUACUGCUUCUGGAAGGAUGCUAGUUUCGGAUGCUAAUGGUUAUACUCAUGAGACAAACCACUUCCUUGUUGGAAGCAGCAUACCUAAUGCUUCUGCAGAUGUUAGGGGAUAUCACCAUGAUUUCAUUUCAAGUAGAAACCCUGUUGUUCCUCAAAGUUUCCAUAGUGCCUCAGCACAUUCUGCCAGAGGCAUUCGCAGUAGCUAUUCUCAGAGACCUAGCCCAACUUUCAGGGCUUCCUCCAGUAGUUUGCGGUUGGGGCAUAUGGCACCUUCUGAUGAUGGGAUGCCAUUGGUUGCCGAAAAUUUCUCAUCCAGACAACCAAGGCUAUUAUCAACUGCAGCUUGGCCUAAUAGUGAUAGGAAUGGGAGAUCAAGGAAUUCUUAUGAGAGAUACAGAUCGCUGCCCAAUGAGCCAAGUCUUCAUGAUCGAUUUUCAUCUGAGGGUUUUAUGGUUGUGGAUCGCUCAGCCUUUUAUGGAUCCAGAAAUUUGUUUGAUCAGCAUAGGGAUAUGAGGCUAGAUAUAGACAACAAGAGCUAUGAGGAACUACUUGCACUGGGUGAAAGGAUUGGGAGUGUCAGCACAGGUUUUGAUGAAGAUCUGAUAUCCAAGUGUUUGACAGAAACAGUAUAUCGUUCUUCAGGCCAAAGCGAGGAUGAAGGAACUUGUGCGAUUUGCCUGGUAAGAAUCUUCUCCAAGUAUAUACUGUCGGUUGGAUUCUAAUCAUAGUUUUAAAUC
Manihot esculenta (cassava) is the source of this 2568-nucleotide messenger RNA. Its product is annotated as probable E3 ubiquitin-protein ligase ZFP1. The record is from RefSeq and is a predicted model, not a curated record. Lineage: Eukaryota; Viridiplantae; Streptophyta; Magnoliopsida; Malpighiales; Euphorbiaceae. Gene Ontology annotation, molecular function: ubiquitin protein ligase activity. Bases 1165 to 2553 code for a protein of 462 amino acids. The transcript has 9 exons.